ACUGAUGAGAAGAGGGUAACAUGGGACGGAGACACUGGGUCAGGGCCACCAAAUGCCAGCUGCUAGUGACCAGCCUCUUUGUCAUGCUGCUGGGGCUGUCAGUCACCGUACUGACCAUUAUCACCCGCUAUGGGGCUCACUUCAGCGUAAUCAGUGGUGUCUCCUCUGAAGCAAACCCCUAUAGAAUCUUCCACAGUGUAGCAUUCUCCAGCGGGAUAUGUCUGAGUAUGACUCUGGUCCUUGCAGCCCUUCUGAGUACUGCUGCCACAGUGAGAGAAUCAGUGUGCCUCAUGGCCAUGGGAUUCUUCUGUUUUGCCAUUAUAUUCUGUGCACUGAUACAGGCUGCAUUCUGGAGAUACACUAACAACAGUGAAGUGGAAGAUGCCAUGAUGGAUGUGUAUGAUUCUGUGUACGAGGAAGUGAGGAGGAACGUAUCCAGCUUCAGGCGGCAGGAACUAGCUGCUAUCCAUGAAACAUUUCUGUGCUGUGGAAAGCAGUCACCUUUUGGAGAAACAGGAAGCAUUGAAAAUGAGACAUGUCCAUCAGAACAAAUGGGCACAGCCAAAGAAGACUGCCUCGAAGAGAUCCAAGACUUCCUAAAAAAACAUAUGGCUUUCGUCUCUGUGCUACUGAUCAUCACAAUCUGCUUUAUGGUUUAUGGGAUGAUUUUAACUUCAUUCCUCUGGUUCUCCAUCCACUUCAGCAACCAUCUGGACCGGAAAGGCAAAUACAUUCUAAGAGAGAGCUAGAAAAGAGUUGUCCCGCUUUCCCACCACAGCAAGGAUUUCCAACCUUUGAAUUGGGAAACCAUCUGAAAGUUAUCCACAGAGUUCCCAAAGAAGCUGGUGGCUAGGCAACUAGAGCUUGGACCUGAUACCUUCAUGUUUCCAUUUACUGCAUUACCUGCUUUUUCUGCAUUGCCAGCUGACUAGUGGAAAUGAUCAUGGGGUAGCACAGGGCAGGAAGAUGUGACAUUUCUGAAAGACAGGCAGGAAAUGUGACAGGCAGCGAGCUGUGGAAUCAGGGCCAUGCAGAGACACAGACAGGCCUGGUUAGCAUUGGUAUGAGAUGUGGACGGUUGUGAAGAACCAGCCUUUUUUCAGGCACUGGAAUAAAUGAUUAGAUUAGGGUUUGGCUUUUGUCUAGCUGGGAUAGGUGUUAAAACAGACCCUAGCAACAAAAAAACUAAAAUGCCAUCAAGAAGGAAAAAUAGUCUAGUUAAUACUCUCAGCCAGGAGAAUGUCCACUCAGCCACUGCCAAAACAAACACACCAAAUCAAUCAAACUCCACAAACCCUAGCAAAGCAACCACUCACAUUCAGCAACCUUGCCUACCCUCCCCCCUCCAAAUAACUAAUUUCCCCUGGAAGAAAGAAAUACAUCAGAACGCACAUGGAAUAAGUAACUUAAUUUAACUGAUUUACAAGUUUCCCAUAGUCCAUUUUGUUCCUGAACAAAAACACGCACUAGAGAGCUUUAGUAAUUUAUAAAUGUACCGACCAAAAUAGAUUUUAAAAAGCAAAUAAGAAAUUUUGGAAAGUAAAAAAAGAUUUAUUUUAACAUGGGAUUUUACAAUGUAUCACAAGAAAAUCAAUCACAUAAAUUCACGCUGAGUGCUCUGAAAAACCAGGCACUGUUCCUCUCAAAAGCGUUGUCUAAACUAUGAGACCCUUGCUGAAGAGCAAAUGCAAAUGGAGCACUCAUUUGCAUAUGUUGUACUUAUUUGCAUUUCCUCUUCCUUUCCCUUUUGUGCAAGAGGUUUUUGCGCAAAAAAGCGCUGUGUAGAUGGCUGUGAGGCACUGCUGUUUUGAAACUCUGUGGUGCCCUUUCAAAGUGGCAUCACUGCAUGGAGACCUGGCUCAGCGGAGGAGUCCCCGGCUGAACUGGAGCUCUGCACGGUGCUGCCACUUUGAGGGGGGGGGGAAGGAGCGACUAGCUGGCUAUCCUGUCGACUAGUCCUUCGCAUUCCUAGUGUGGACAAUCACUCUUAAUCUUUCUGAGAGGCGUCUCUGCUAUAGGACAGGAUAGCUUAGGACAUACCAGUUUUUGCACUAUACAUUUUAUACAUUUUGGUCAUAUACCAGCUUGCAACAUCCUUUGCCGCUAUUGCUGCAUUUUGUAUAAUAGUCUUUUAAAAGACAAUUGCUAGUGCAGGCUCCAGUCAGCAGUUGACUUCCACAAGCUGCUCUUGUAGGCUUCUCUUGUAAUAUAUCUUGAGUAACUUUGCAUAGUUCCUCCUCCUUUCCCAGGCUGCAGUUCCAUCAGCAUAUUAUAGUUUGCAGAGAUAUCCACUUUCAACCUCUUGUCUUUAUAUGGAGUCUCAUGGCAUUCCUUGAUGUAGUUGUUCAUUAUGCAGCAAUAUAAAGUUACUUGACCCAUUUCCUUGGUUCAACACCAAUAAUGAAACAAUCAGACAAAACAGCCAUAUACGGCUAUAUACCAAGAUGGUUAGAUAACCUGAAACAAUUUAACUGAUAAAGUCAUCUACUAGCCAUGUUCUAUAUCACCGGUUAUGGUCAUUUCAUCCUUAUAGCUAUUUGGAUAGGGUCACCAUAAAGAUUUUUACUUCACUUCGGCUGUUCAGUAUGCUAAUUGACAUAUCACUUUCUUUAGCAUAAAACAACAAGGUGUUGUUAAUGAUGAAUUAGCUAUUUCUCGUGGUUGCAUUUCUAAUUUAAAAGGGAAACAUUAUCCUAACUAUAGGAAAUAUCUUGUGAUCACAGCUCUCGUUGGCAAGGCCCUUUGCUGAAACUGCAAGGUUCCAUUUCAGAACGUUUUAGAUUACUUUAAUUCUACACAUAGGAUCUAUAUCCUCAGCUGCAGAUUUGCCCCACUGUUUGUUUCAAUCAACUUCUUAAGUGUAUGAUAGACAAUUAUAAUGCCAUAUUACACAGUUAAAUUGAUGUUCUCUGUGUAACAUUGUCAAACCCAAUGCUAUGCUUAUCCCAAAGGCCAGCUAGAACGUCAUGUGACUCUUGAGUACUUCAUUAAAAAAAUUAUUUCCUGUCCAAAUGCUACCUUCCUUCACUCCUUCUGCAGGCGCACAGGGCUGUUUGGGUGGCUGUGAUGUUUGUAUAACGAUGUGUGACAAUAUUUCUUUUGGUGUUUAGAAGCUGCAUACAGCUGGCAGUCGCUUUGGCAUACAAGCACAUCCUAGCAGUGAAAGACAGAGAUGUCUGAAUCAAGCGUUGAGGAAGGGGAACAGGCCAGCCAGCUCUGCUUCUGUUCUUUGUUGCUACAGUAAUCCACCUCCCCAUACCAGUAACCAACUAGGGCUUAGAUCAGGAGCCAGUAAUUUGGAAGCAAUAAAGCAAGCUAAAACAGAACAAGUGAGCAUCUAACUACAUGUCAGGAACAUGGACGGAAGGUUUGUCGAGUUUUUGUUUAUUUUUGGCUGGAAGAUUCUAUGGUGACUGGAGAACUAGUACAAGUCUGACCUCACAAAAUGCAAGAGGAAGAGAUUAUGAUUUGCCUAUUUGUUUAAAGAGCAAUUAGUUCAUUACUUGUUUUGUCACAUCUAUUUAACUACCAUAUUUAAUGAACACUAGCAGAUUCACCUGACAUUGCCUGGGCCCGGGAGGGGGGAGGGACGGGUUCUGCGCAGGCUCCCUGGGCUGACCCAGGGCUGAAGGGGGGACCACAGGUGGGUCCAGUGUAGGGUAGAUGGGCUGAUGGAUGAAGUCACAAGGAAGAACAAGGCAAAGGGCACCCCACAAACCUCUCACUGAGAGUAAGACGGGAAGGAGCAGCAGCCCGCAGGGUGUUACCUGCUCCAGCGCGUGGAGAGCUCCGCACCCCCGGCCAGUCCAGACUCCCCCGGCAACCAUAGGGUGGCCGAGAUCCCCCUUCAGAUAGUGCCCCCCCAAUUCUCAGGACCCCAGGUCCCCUCACCAUGUAGGGCCGAGCUGA
This is a messenger RNA of Pelodiscus sinensis (Chinese soft-shelled turtle), 3909 nucleotides long. RefSeq names its product tetraspanin 32 (gene TSPAN32). Lineage: Eukaryota; Metazoa; Chordata; Testudines; Trionychidae. The record is from RefSeq and is a predicted model, not a curated record. Gene Ontology annotation, cellular component: membrane.